GAUACAGCGCGUUCAUGCUGUGCGGCAGAGCGGCGCUAGAGAGGAGGCGUCGCAUUUAUUGUUGUUCGAUGUGGAAGGCAGCUUUUGACUAUUAGAUUGCCCUUUCCCCCGAAGAACAGUGACAACGCGAUUACGAGUGUUUAUAUGUUGUCGUCGAGAUAUUUUGAAAAUGAGUAGGCCUAAAGGUGUGUAACAACGACGAAGCGUCGGCGCCGUAAUGAAUUGCACCUGGCAGCGUCUUGACGGUAGAAGAUGAACAACAAAGACUGCUGAUCCAUCGCGCUUCACUUCAUCUUUGAAAAACAGCAGAGAAUUAUCAAUGUAAUCCUUUUUUCGCGUCCAACCCUGCAGUCUAUGCAACUCCAAUGAUCAAGCAAUGCUUCAGAAGAACGUGUGACUUGCAGUUUGUGACAGUCACCGCGCACGGUUAGGAUCUGAACACGGCGUAACCUGAAGCAGCUGGAAUCGAUGUAACAUAACAAAAUACAGGACAAGAUGUGGGUCAACCCCGAGGAGGUUUUGCUGGCGGGAGCGCUGUGGAUCACCGAGAGAGCAAAUCCCUAUUUCAUCCUCCAGAAACGGAAGGGCCACGGAGACAGCGGUGGAGGACUUGCGGGUCUGCUGGUGGGGACUCUGGACGUGGUUCUGGACUCCAGUGCUCGUGUGGCUCCGUACCGGAUCCUCUACCAGACUCCAGAGUCUCUGGUCUACUGGAUCAUCGCCCAUGGGACGUCUCGUCAGGAGAUAACAGAGCAUUGGGAGUGGCUGGACUGGAACUUGCUGCAGACUCUCUCCAUCUUUGAGAACGAGAACGACAUCACAACCUUCGUCAAAGGCAAAGUUCAGGGCAUCAUCGCAGAGUACACGAAGAACCAGGAGGUGAAGGAGGAAGAGGACAGCGAGAAGUUCAAGGAGUCCACCUCAAAGUUCCUGCGUCUGUUCAGCAUGCCAGAGAAGGAGAUGCUGGUGAACUACUACUCGUGCAGCUACUGGAAGGGCAAGGUUCCCCGCCAGGGCUGGCUCUACCUCAGCAUCAAUCACAUCUGCUUCUACUCCUACAUGCUGGGCAAGCAGGGUAACAUGGUGGUACGCUGGGCAGAUGUCACUCAGCUGGAGAAGAGUGCCACCCUCCUCCUUCCUGACAUGGUGAAGGUGAGCACCAGGACCAGUGAGCACGUCUUCUCCAUGUUCCUCAACAUCAACGAGACGUUCAAGCUGAUGGAGCAGCUGGCCAACAUCGCCAUGCGGCGUCUCCUAGACAACCAGGGCUUCCAGCAGGACUGCUCCCUGCCACGCCUGCGCAGGAAGUCCCCCAAGAAGGUUCCUGCUCUCAAGAGAGAUCUGGACGCCCGGGCGAAGAGCGAGCGUUACCGAGCUGUUUUCCGUCUGCCGAAAGACGAGAAGCUGGACGGCCACACGGACUGCACCCUCUGGACGCCCUUCAACAAGCGCCACAUCCUGGGACAGAUGUUCGUCUCCACCAACUACAUCUGCUUCACCAGCAAGGAGCUGACUCUCUGUAGCCUCAUCAUACCACUACGAGAGGUGACGAUCGUGGAGAAGGCAGACAGUUCCAGCGUGCUUCCCAGACCUCUGUCCAUCAGCACCAAGAACCGCAUGACCUUCCUGUUCGCCAACCUGAAGGACCGAGACUUCCUGGUCCAGCGCAUCUCCGACUUCCUGCAGCAGACCGCGCCCCGGUACCUGGAGAGAGAGCUGACGGGCAGCCUGACCAGCUCAGAGGACGAGGGGUGUUCCCAGGGUUCUCUCCUGUCCAGCAGCCCUCAGAGGAGUCUGGGCUCCGAGGGGUCAGAGGUCGAGCGCCAGUUCAACCUCAACGACAACAGCGUUCCCACAGCGACGCAGGCCCUCAUGACCAUGUACCGGCGACGCUCGCCCGAGGAGUUCAACCCCAAACUGGCUAAGGAGUUCCUGAAGGAGCAGGCAUGGAAGAGCCACUUCAGUGAGUACGGCCAGGGUGUGUGCAUGUACCGCACAAACAGGACGGAGGAGCUGGUACUGCAGGGAAUCCCUGAGAACAUGAGAGGAGAGCUGUGGCUGCUGUUCUCUGGGGCGAUCAACGAGAUGGCGACCCACCCUGGCUACUACGAGGGGCUGGUGGAGCGCUCCAUGGGCCGGUACAACCUGGCCACGGAGGAGAUCGAGAGGGACCUGCAUCGCUCCCUGCCGGAGCACCCUGCCUUCCAGAACGAGAUGGGCAUCGCCGCUCUGCGCCGUGUGCUCACCGCCUACGCCUUCCGCAACCCAGGGAUCGGGUACUGUCAGGCCAUGAACAUUGUGACGUCGGUGCUGCUGCUGUACGCUAAAGAGGAGGAGGCCUUCUGGCUGCUGGUGGCUCUGUGUGAGAGGAUGCUGCCUGACUACUACAACACCAGGGUCGUAGGGGCUCUGGUGGACCAGGGUGUGUUUGAGGAGCUGGCUAGGGACUAUGUUCCCCAGCUGUAUGACUGCAUGCAGGACCUGGGUGUAAUCUCCACCAUCUCCCUGUCCUGGUUCCUCACCCUCUUCCUGUCCGUCAUGCCCUUCGAGAGCGCAGUGGUGGUGGUGGACUGCUUCUUCUACGAGGGCAUCAAGGUGAUCUUCCAGCUGGCGCUGGCCGUGCUGCACGCCAACAUCCACCAGCUGCUGAACUGCAAGGAUGACGGCGAGGCCAUGACUGUGCUGGGAAGGUACCUGGACAGCGUGACCAACAAAGACAGCACCCUGCCUCCCAUCCCCCAUCUGCACUCCCUGCUGACGGACGACACUGCUCCUCACCCUGAGGUGGACAUCUUCAAGCUGAUCCGCAGCUCCUACGAGAAGUUUGGCUCUCUCCGUGCUGAUGUCAUUGAGCAGAUGCGUUUCAAACAGAGACUGAGGGUCAUCCAGACCAUCGAGGACACCACCAAACGCAACGUGGUACACACUACCACACAC
Molecule: messenger RNA, 2937 nt
Organism: Osmerus eperlanus (European smelt)
Lineage: Eukaryota; Metazoa; Chordata; Actinopteri; Osmeriformes; Osmeridae
Gene: tbc1d9
Product: TBC1 domain family, member 9 (with GRAM domain)
Exons: 16
Source: RefSeq, a predicted model, not a curated record